This is a messenger RNA of Octopus sinensis (East Asian common octopus), 1688 nucleotides long. Its product is annotated as monocarboxylate transporter 12-like. The transcript has 9 exons. Lineage: Eukaryota; Metazoa; Mollusca; Cephalopoda; Octopoda; Octopodidae. Gene Ontology annotation, biological process: monocarboxylic acid transport; transmembrane transport. Bases 173 to 1669 code for a protein of 498 amino acids. The record is from RefSeq and is a predicted model, not a curated record. Gene Ontology annotation, molecular function: monocarboxylic acid transmembrane transporter activity.
AUGCUAAUUAUCUUCAGUAAUUAACCAUUCAAUGAGCGCCUCUAAAGUACAACUAUCAGAUAUUUUGAUAAAAAGAUUUUAAAACCUGAAUUUUUGUACUUACUCUUGCACAAAGUUUAUCGCUAAAUAACUUCAGCGGUUGUUCUCGUUCACAAGCAAAUUCGAUCCUCAAAUGUCAUUCCAACCAACGAGGCAUGAAACAGCUGUCAAAGACGUAGAAAUCUGCCAGAAACGACCAGUAGUACCAGAUGGAGGCUGGGGAUGGGUCGUCUGCUUUGCUGCAGCUUGUACCUGUUUCGUAGUGAGUGGACUAGCAAGUUCUGCUGGAAUAUUCCUGAUAGGACUCAGAAGAAGCUUCGAUGACCACGUUUCCAAGUUAUCUACAGUGGGAGCGCUGAUAGAAGGACUUAGCAUGAUGGCAGCUCCAGUUGCCAGUAUCCUCUUGAAUUACUUUAGCCAUCGGACAGUGUUGAUAAUAGCAGGUCUUAUUGGAUGUACAGGUGCCGUAUUAGGAACAUUUUCUGUCAGUAUCAAUAUGAUGAUAGUAACAUAUGGCCUCAUAUCAGGUGUAUCCCUUGGAAUGUCCUUUUUCACCUGCCAGAUUAUUGCAGGUCUCUAUUUUGAUAAGAAACGGGCAUUGGCAAUCGGAAUUACCAAUUGUGGAGGAGGAAUGGGCACCAUGUUGUUUAGCUUGAUUGUCCAGUUACUCUUGGAUUUCUAUGGACUUAGAAGCACGUUGCUCAUUAUAGCGGGAAUUCUUCUGAAUAUCACUGUUUUGGGAGCCCUUUGCCGACCUCUCCCCUACACCAGCGCAGGGGCUGGAAACACAGAAUAUAAAGAUGGAACCGACCACCCCACGGCAAUGGAACUUCCGUCUUUAGCACCGGAAUAUAUCAACGGAGAAAACAUCAAACAGAGAGAAAUGAUAAACGAAGCAUUUGAUUUAUCGGACGAGAAACAGAAUACGGGGAGUCCUCUACCGGCAGAAAAAAGUGACAUCAAAGAUGAGACGAUUGUAGAGAAGCAGAAAAUCGACGGAGGUUCAAUCCUGAAGCGAUGUUCAGCUGUAAUUGGGGUGGAAAUUUUUAAAGAUAUUAACUUUGUGUUGCUGACGAUCUCCUACACAUUUUGGGUGUCUACUGCCGCAAUGUAUGCCUUCAUACCACCUAUGUGUGUCUGGUCGUUUGGAAUGAGUAAACAAAAUGCUGCACUUUUGAUGUUGUUUCUGGGGAUGUUUGCGACAAUCGGUGAACUGUUACUCGGAGUAUUUGUCGAUUUCCUUCACUUUAGUAGCAACAAAAUAUAUGUUUUUUCCUUGUCGAUACAUGUAAUCACUGCAAUAUUGAUACCACACUGCAAUAGAUUCGAAUACAUGGCUCCUGUGGUUUCCGUCUUUGGAUUCGCGAGUGGAUUAGCGGUGUCUCUCAGAUUGGUCCUCACUACAGAAGUUGUUGGCUUAGAACAUUCCACAAAAGCAUUCAGUGUUCUUAGUUUCUUCUGUGGAAUUUUAUUUUCCGCUUCUCCCCCAAUCUAUGGGCUGGUUUUCGAUGCGACAAAAUCAUUCGUGGCUAUUUUCUACGGAGGAGGAACUUGCGCGUUAAUUGCGAUAAUUUUCUUUUUGUUAAUUAUGUAUCGAAAUAAAAUACACGAAAAACGUCUGCAGAAAUAAACUUUGUUUUCUAAACUUU